AUGGCGGUAUGUCUUGCACGUCAAUCAUCAUUAAGAAUGUCAACUGGAAAUUAUCCUCGAAAACUCUUUCGAGCUGCUACUUAUGACCCAAUGAUGCCUCCAAUGACCUGUCGAAAACGACUUUUAAGUGAACAAAAUGAAUGUCAUAGUUUUGUAAUGGAAUUGGGUAAUGACGAUAUUUAUUCAAGAAAAAAACGAAAAAUAGGUAAUUAUACAAGAUAA
Messenger RNA from Adineta steineri, 222 nucleotides. The record is from the annotation of a GenBank genome assembly. Lineage: Eukaryota; Metazoa; Rotifera; Eurotatoria; Adinetida; Adinetidae.